AUGGCAGAACAUUCAAAAGCUCCAGAGGAAAUGCAGUUUGCAGGGGACAUUGCCAGUCAGUGGAAACUGUGGAAACAGAAAUUUGAGCUAUAUCCCUUGGCUAGUGGAAAGUCAAAUAAAACGGAUGAAGUAAAAAUAGCUAUCUUACUCAAUCUAUUAGGUGAUGAAGGUCUACAUAUUUACAAUACUUUUGAGUACAAUGAGGACGAAGAUCAAAUGAAACUGAAUAUAGUUUUGAAGAAAUUUCACGAGUACUGCAAUCCUGUCAAAAAUACAGUGGAGAACAGUGUGACUACACAAAAAGAAAUUUCAAAGAACAAAGAACAAAAUACCUCAGUGUAUGCAGUUAAUAGGUACACAACAAACUAUACAAACAAAACCAAAUAUUCUCCGUUACAUAAGGUAGAACAACAGUAUACGAGACAAAAUGAUGGUGGUAAUCCUAGUACAAGUAGAAAUAAUAUGAAUGUGAGAGGUAAUAGAUGCAAGAAUUGUGGUUAUAUACAUGAUGUAGAUAAAUGCUCAGCUGUUAAUCGUUACUGCACUAAUUGCAAGCAACGUGGACAUUAUCGGAAAUUUUGUAGGAGCAAAUUGGUACAUAAUGUUGCAAAAAAUGAACAGUUCGAAGAGUGUGGUGAAAAUGAAGAAAAUCGAGACGAAAGUGAAGAAUAUCAUAUUGUGUGGACAAUAAAUGACUCCUGUGUUAAUUCAAUCGAAUGGUAUGAAUUGUUAUUAGUAAAUAACGUACAAAUUAAUUUAAAAAUUGACACUGGAAGUCAAGUAAAUAUACUUAAUCACAGUGAUUUUAAGAAACUUGGAAUUUCCGAAUCUGAACUUCUGCAAACAAAAAGCACUUUGUCGUCCUACUCGGGGCAUAAAAUAGACAUUCGAGGAAAAAUAUCGAUACAUUGUUCCAUCAACGAACAUACAUCAAACCUGUUAUUUUAUAUUUUACAAUCCGAUUCUGCUUGUUCAAUUUUGGGACUUCAAGCUGCAAGUGAACUGCAAAUAAUUGAUGCAAAUAAAAUGCAAAAAGGACUUAACAAAACUAUAUAUAAUGUGGAAAACCAUCUAUCAGUUCCGGAAAUACUGAAUAAACAUAAAAGAGUAUUCAAGGGUAUAGGUAAAGUGAAUAAAACAUAUAAAAUAACACUGAGGCAGGAUGCUGUACCACAUAUAAGCGCUGCAAGGAAAAUUCCUUUAGCAUUAAAAGAUCAAGUGAAGAAAAAACUUGAUGAAAUGGUCUCGGAAAAAAUAAUAGUUCCAGUGACUGAACCAACAGACUGGGUCCAUCCGUUAGUAAUAGCACCCAAAUCAAAUGGAGAUAUUCGGCUUUGUAUGGAUCCCAGGAGUUUAAACGUGUACAUAAAACGUGAAAAUUUUCAAAUUCCCACAAUAGACUGUCGUUUUAGUGAAUUACGUGGAGCAAGAUAUUUUACACUACUAGAUGCAUCGCAAGCGUUUUUACAAAUACCCCUGGAUUUUGAAAGUUCAAAACUGUGUACAGUUGCAACAAGUUGGGGCAGAUUUCGUUAUUUAAGACUACCUUUUGGCAUCUCGUCAGCUCCGGAAAUAUUUCAAAGAUUUAUUUAUGAUGCUUUGGAAGGGUUGCGUGGUGUUAUUGCAUAUAUAGACGAUAUUCUUGUGAUCGUUCCGGAAAUACUGAAUAAACAUAAAAGAGUAUUCAAGGGUAUAGGUAAAGUGAAUAAAACAUAUAAAAUAACACUGAGGCAGGAUGCUGUACCACAUAUAAGCGCUGCAAGGAAAAUUCCUUUAGCAUUAAAAGAUCAAGUGAAGAAAAAACUUGAUGAAAUGGUCUCGGAAAAAAUAAUAGUUCCAGUGACUGAACCAACAGACUGGGUCCAUCCGUUAGUAAUAGCACCCAAAUCAAAUGGAGAUAUUCGGCUUUGUAUGGAUCCCAGGAGUUUAAACGUGUACAUAAAACGUUUUAAAUAA
Molecule: messenger RNA, 1956 nt
Organism: Anoplophora glabripennis (Asian longhorned beetle)
Lineage: Eukaryota; Metazoa; Arthropoda; Insecta; Coleoptera; Cerambycidae
Exons: 3
Coding region: 1-1956 (651 amino acids)
Source: RefSeq, a predicted model, not a curated record